Suillus subaureus is the source of this 1758-nucleotide messenger RNA. Its product is annotated as cytochrome P450. NCBI's taxonomy places the organism in Eukaryota, Fungi, Basidiomycota, Agaricomycetes, Boletales, Suillaceae. The transcript has 14 exons. The record is from RefSeq and is a predicted model, not a curated record. The coding region runs from base 1 to 1758 and encodes 585 amino acids. Gene Ontology annotation, molecular function: monooxygenase activity; iron ion binding; oxidoreductase activity, acting on paired donors, with incorporation or reduction of molecular oxygen.
AUGUCUCUGGUCCAAGUUUGCGUACUCAGUUCGUUCUCUCUCGCUCUCUGCAAGGUCCUUGUGCUCCUGUUAAGACGACCCCAUGGCAUCGACCUUGAUGGACCGAACAGGGGGAAUUGGCUGACAGGCAAUGUCGCGUCUCUCUUUGAAGGCGGUGUUGACUAUUGCGUGCACAUUGCAGAGAAAUAUGGUGGAGCAGCGAGGCUCCAUGGGCCGCUAGGCGAAAUCGUAUAUGUGUCUGACCCACGCGCAUUGUAUCACAUGGUCGUCAAAGACCAGCACAUCUUUGAAGAGCCUGGCCUCUUCAUCAUGUCAAAUAAACUUGUUUUCGGUGAAGGCCUGAUAUCCACCGUCGGAGAGCAACAUCGCCGGCAACGCAAACUUCUCAACCCCGUCUUCUCAACAUCAAACAUGCGACGACUCCUCUCCAUACUACACCCUAUUUCAGACAGACUCGCAUCUACCCUCGUGUCCAAACUUCCCGCUGAUGGCUCUCACAAAGAGAUCGACGUCCUUCCAUGGCUAUCCCGCUGUGCUCUUGACGGCGUCUGCCAAGGUAUCCUCGGGUACCCCUCCGACACCCUUUCAGCGGCAGAGAAUGACCCGUACCCAGAAGCAUUGCGGAGGAUCGGCCCCUUGAUCGGAAAACUCAUGAAGGUACGGCCGAUCGCGAUGAUCAUCAUGCAAUACUGCUCCUCGUAUUGGGCGAGGAAAGUGCUUGAUUUGGUCACGGUGCCCUGGUUCCCAACGCAGUUUAUGGCAGACGUGUUUUUGGAGAAAAAGGCGGCCAUGCAAGCCAAAGAAAUGCCGGACCCCGUUGACACCGCGUACAGAGAAAGUGAUUCGAUGACGUCGAUGAUGGAUAUCAUGCUAAAGGCCAAUAUCGUGUCGUCCAACACGGAACGGCUUACAGAUGAUGAGUUGUUGGGACAAAUGAACGUCAUGGUAUUUGCCGGCCUCGACACGACCACCUCUGCGCUUGCCCGUUCCAUCUACUUGCUUGCUCAACACUCCGGCGCUCAAGCGAGACUAAGGAGCGAAAUCCGCGAUGUCACAAAGAUACUUGAAGAAGACGGUCACGUGUCAUCCGCAGAACUGCCCUACGAUGUCCUUAUGAGCCUACCGUUCCUCGAUGGUGUCGUCAAAGAGACUCUCCGUCUCUAUCCCUCUCUUCCACUCAUGGGCCGAGUAACGUCCAAAGCAACUACCCUCCCUUUGCAAUUCCCUGCACGUUCUCGGUCUGGUGGAUACACGUCCAACGUCGCGAUCCCAGAGGGCGCUUUUGCAAUCAUCUCCAUCCUCGCUGCGAAUCGCCACCAAGAGAUGUGGGGUGCUGACGCGAAUGAGUGGCGUCCUGAGCGGUGGCUUUCAUCCACUCUUGCUGCUCCCUCGCAAACACAAGAGGUGAGUUGUUCAAUGGAUAGGGAAGAUGCUGCGUCCGCGUCGAGAUCUGCGCCUGUUCUGGGCGUCAAGGAUAGUGUGCGGUUUCCUGGUGUGUACUCCAAUAUGAUGACGUUCCUCGGUGGUAGCCGCUCCUGCAUCGGGUUCAAAUUCGCUGAAAUGGAAUUAAAACAAGCUAUCGCAACGCUCGUGAUGCGUUUGCACUUCUCGCUCCCGACGGAGCGGAACGCACACGGCCACUGUGAAGGAGAUUCAAUGGAAGCUACAAGGAUUUCAUAUUCCUGUCGUGAAGCCACCCGCUGGGGAUGGUGUAACGCCACAAGUACCGCUAAAUGUGCGACUGGUGAAGAAGGAUGA